This is a messenger RNA of Lotus japonicus, 4785 nucleotides long. RefSeq names its product DNA topoisomerase 2. Bases 86 to 4585 code for a protein of 1499 amino acids. The record is from RefSeq and is a predicted model, not a curated record. Gene Ontology annotation, cellular component: nucleus. Gene Ontology annotation, molecular function: ATP binding; DNA binding; DNA topoisomerase type II (double strand cut, ATP-hydrolyzing) activity. NCBI's taxonomy places the organism in Eukaryota, Viridiplantae, Streptophyta, Magnoliopsida, Fabales, Fabaceae. Gene Ontology annotation, biological process: DNA topological change; sister chromatid segregation; resolution of meiotic recombination intermediates. The transcript has 19 exons.
AACAUUUCAUUCGAUCACCACCCAUCAAUCUUGAUCUCUCUCCCUCUCUUUCGUUUCGUCGACACGAUCUCAGUGUCUCGCCGCCAUGGAGGCCUCAAAGAAGCGCCCUCUCCAGAACAGCAACGCCGCCAACGUCCCCUCCGCUGCCGCGGCGGCGAAGGGGAAAACCAUCGAAGAAAUGUACCAGAAGAAGACGCAGCUGGAGCACGUCCUUCUCCGCCCCGAUACCUACGUCGGCUCGAUCGAGAAGCACACGCAAACACUCUGGGUCUACGAGAACGACGAGAUGGUUCACCGUCCUGUCACCUACGUCCCUGGCCUCUACAAGAUCUUCGAUGAGAUCCUCGUCAACGCCGCCGAUAACAAGCAGCGCGAUCCCAAAAUGGACUCGCUCAAGGUCACCAUCGAUCCGGAAGCCAACACGGUGUCGGUUUACAACAACGGUGACGGCGUCCCGGUGGAGAUCCAUCAGGAAGAGAAGGUUUAUGUGCCGGAAUUGAUCUUCGGUAACCUGCUCACCAGUAGCAACUACGACGAUCAGGAGAAGAAGACCACCGGCGGACGGAACGGUUUCGGUGCCAAGCUCACCAAUAUUUUCUCCACUGAGUUCAUCAUCGAGACCGCUGAUGGCAGGCGUCAGAAGAAGUAUAAGCAGGUUUUUUCUGAGAAUAUGAGUAAGAAGGCUGAGCCAGUGAUAUCCAAGUGCAAAGAGAAUGAGAACUGGACAAAGGUUACCUUCAAGCCGGACUUGGAAAAGUUCCAAAUGACCCAUCUUGAGGAAGAUGUUGUUGCUUUGAUGAAGAAGCGUGUGAUGGACAUGGCAGGUUGCCUUGGAAAGACUGUUAAGGUUGAACUCAAUGGGCAAUCGAUUCGUAUGAAGUCAUUUCGUGACUAUGCUGAUCUCUACCUGAAAUCUGCUGAGAAAUCAAGACCUGUGCCCCUUCCAAGGAUUCAUGCUAAAGUAGGUGAUAGGUGGGAGAUUUGCACGAGUCUAAGUGAUGGGCAGUUUCAACAGGUCAGCUUUGUGAAUGCCAUUAAUACAACCAAGGGUGGAACUCAUGUUGACUACAUCACCAAUCAGAUUACAACCUAUGUGAUGAACAAAGUAAAUAAAAAGAAAAAGGAUGCCAAUAUCAAGGCUCACAAUGUGAAGAAUCAUUUAUGGGUUUUUGUCAAUGUUCUUGUUGAUAACCCUGCUUUUGAUUCUCAAACUAAAGAGACUCUCACGACUAAAGCAGCUAAUCUCGGUUCUAAAUGUGAAGUUCCUGAAUCGAUGUUGAAGGAAGUUGCAAAUUCUGGAAUAUUGGACACUCUCCUAUCAUGGGCAGAUUUUAAGCAAAGCAAAGAUUUGAAGAAAACUGAUGGAACAAAGACUCAGAGACUUCGUGGGAUUGUUAAACUAGAGGAUGCCAAUGAUGCUGGUGGAAGGAACUCAGAUAAGUGUACCUUGAUACUGACAGAGGGAGAUUCUGCUAAGGCCCUUGCUAUGGCUGGGCUCUCAGUCGUGGGUCGGGACCAUUAUGGUGUGUUUCCAUUGAGAGGCAAAUUGCUCAAUGUGCGGGAAGCUAGCAAUAAGCAGAUAAUGGAUAAUGAAGAAAUUCAAAAUAUAAAGAAAAUUCUUGGACUGCAGCAAAACAAAGAGUAUUCUAACGUGAAGUCUUUGAGAUAUGGUCAUUUGAUGAUUAUGGCUGAUCAGGAUCAUGAUGGUUCCCACAUCAAAGGGUUACUGAUAAACUUCAUUCAUUCAUUCUGGCCAUCACUGCUUAAAGUUCCAUCAUUCAUGGUUGAAUUUACCACUCCCAUAAUAAGGGCUUUUCAUUCAAACGGGACAAAAUUAUCAUUUUAUUCAAUGCCCGAGUAUGAAUCAUGGAGAGAGAACUUGGGGAAUAAUGCAACUGGUUGGAAGAUAAAGUACUAUAAGGGUUUGGGUACAAGUACUCCUCAGGAAGGGAGAGAGUACUUUCGAGAUCUUGGUAAGCAUAGAAAAGACUUCGUUUGGGAAGAUGACUAUGAUGGGAGUGCAAUUGAGAUGGCCUUCAGUAAGAAGAAAGCUGAGGAUAGGAAGGUUUGGAUUCGCAAUUUUGAGCCUGGCAAUUAUCGUGAUCAUGUUGCAUCACGUAUAAACUAUAAGGACUUUGUGAACAAAGAACUUAUAUUGUUCUCUAGGGCUGAUCUUCAAAGGUCCAUUCCCUCGGUGGUUGAUGGCCUCAAACCAGGUCAAAGGAAGAUUCUUUUCUGCUCAUUUAAGAAAAAGUUGUUCAAGGAAAUAAAAGUAGGCCAAUUUAUUGGUUAUGUGUCCGAACACUCUGCUUACCACCAUGGUGAACAAAGUCUGGCUAGCACAAUCAUAGGAAUGGCACAGGACUUUGUUGGUAGCAACAACAUUAAUCUGCUGAAACCAAACGGUCAAUUUGGUACUCGUAACUUGGGAGGCAAAGACCAUGCUAGUUCCAGAUAUAUAUACACUGAACUAAAUCCUAUCACUCGGUGCCUCUUCCACGAGAAUGAUGAUAAGCUACUGGAAUACUUGAAUGAGGAUGGGAGGUCAAUUGAACCAAGCUGGUACAUUCCUAUUAUUCCUUUGGUUCUUGUUAAUGGAAGUGAAGGAAUUGGGACUGGCUGGAGUUCAUAUAUACCCAACUACAAUCCAAGGGAUAUUAUUGCGAAUGUUAGGCGUUUGUUAAACGAUGAGACUAUGGUUCCAAUGGAUCCUUGGUAUAGAGGAUUUAAGGGAAUCAUUGAGAAAAGCGCCAAGGAAGGGGGGUAUAUAGUGAAUGGUACAGUUGAGGAAAUUGAUGAACAAAGUUUCAGAAUAACAGAGCUGCCCAUCCGCAAGUGGACUCAAGAUUAUAAGCAGUUUCUUGAAUCCAUAACUGAUGGGUCACCCAAUGUCAAGGAUCCUCUCAUUGAGGAUUUCAGACAGAAUGGAGAUGACGCAAUGGUUGACAUUGAAAUCAGGAUGAAGCUGGAAAAAAUAGCGAUGAUUAUGCAAGAAGGACUGCUCAAGAAAUUUAAAUUGACUACCACAAUCAGCACAAGCAACAUGCAUCUUUUUGAUGCAGAAGGGAAAAUUAAGAAAUACGAAAAUCCUGAACAAAUUCUUGAGGAAUUCUUUCCUCUUAGGUUGGAUUAUUAUGAGAGAAGGAAGCAAUAUAUUCUGGAAAAUUUUGAACGACUUUUGUUGGUGCUGGACAACAAAGUUAGGUUCAUUUUAGGCGUUGUAAGUGGCGAAAUUGUCGUGAGCAACCGGAAGAAAGCUGAUUUAUUGAUGGAGCUGCAGCAGAAAGGUUUCACUCCAAUGCCAAAAAAAGGUAAAUCUGCAGAACCGCAAGUUGCUGGGGCUAAUGAUGAAAAUUCAGAAGAGCAGGAAGAUGAGAACACUAGAGAAGAGGCUGUCCGUGUUGAAGAAGCCAAAAGAGGUGACUAUGAAUAUCUGUUGUCCAUGUCUAUUGGCACUUUGACCCUCGAGAGUGUUCAGAAGCUGCUAGCUGAAAAAGAAGAAACGGAAAAGGAGUUUGAGAUUUUGAAGGCAACACCAUCAAAGUCUAUGUGGAUGAAGGAUCUAGAUGAGCUUGAAAAGAAACUUGAUGAACAAGAUGGCAAAGAGGCAGAGGACGAAAAAAAGAGAAUAAGCCAAGCGAGUAAAAGGACAUCCACUCGUGAUUUGGGCACAAAAGCAGCAAAGAAGCCUCCACAGCCACGAAAGAAUACGAAGAAGACCAAAAAUGCUGAGAGUGAUAAUUCUCCAAUGGAAACUGAGAAUGCUCCUGAAGUCAGUAAACCAAAAGGCAGAGCAGGUUCUAAGAAUACUCAGAACCAAAAGGCAGAGAAGGUUGCUGAUGAUGAAAUUUUAUCUCUUCAAGAACGCCUAGCUGCAUAUAACUUCGGAUCAUCCAGUGAUCAAUCCGGAGUGAUGGAAACCGAAGAGCCUGUUGUGAAGAAAGGGAAUAACAGAAAGGGUGGUGCCAAAAAGAAGUCAACCAUUGUGUUGGAUUCAUCGGAUAGUGAUAAUGAAAUUAAUGGUGUUGAUGACGAUGAUGAUGAUGACUUCGAAGACACUUCAGCUGGGAAAAAGAAGGGAGGAAGAAAACCUGCUGCUGCCAAGAAGCCAACAGCAACAGCUGCAGCCAAGAAGCCAACAGCAGCUGCUGCAGCCAAGAAGCCAACAGCAGCAGCCCCCAGGAAGAGGAAUGGAGCAGCAGCAGAAAGCAAGAAAUCUACAUUGAGUCAAAAAUUCAUAACUGACAUGUUGCAGCCUGCUGAGAGUGCAGGGAUAUCACCAGAGAAGAAAGUGAGGAAGAUGAGGGAGUCUCCAUUCAACAAGAAAAGUGGUUCUGUGCUUGGAAGGCUUGCAGGCAAAGACUUGGGUUCUUUAAGUGAAGACUUGUCCUCGGGUGGUUCGGGUGCAUCUAACUCUCCACCCAGUGCAGAUACGGAGGUGGUUGAGGUUGCACCAGCAGCAGGAAGAGCUAGGCCUCAGAGGGCUAGACCACAAGUAACGUAUGUGCUGAGUGAAUCCGAAAGUGACAAUGAUUCUGAUGCUAAACCUUCAGAUUUUUCUGACUUUGAAGAAGAUGAUGACUAGGCUGAUAUAGAUAACUUGAUACUCUGAUGAAACUUGAUCUGCUUCUCGUGGAUUUUAGCUUCCUAGUUUCGUGUUUCUGAACUUGAGUUGGAUAGUUUCGGAAGUUACUAGAAUGGAUUGUAGUUAAAUGGUUUUAAACUUCAUUAGUGCAAUAUGAAGUGCGGAAAAAAGGUUAAAUAAAAUUAACUUUGUAUAUUGAA